This is a messenger RNA of Theobroma umbraticum, 1090 nucleotides long. NCBI's taxonomy places the organism in Eukaryota, Viridiplantae, Streptophyta, Magnoliopsida, Malvales, Malvaceae. The record is from RefSeq and is a predicted model, not a curated record.
AUGGAAGGAGAAAUCAAAAACUCGGUCAAGGUAUGCCUCUCAAUUCUACCAUCUCUAUGCUAUUGCUAUUUUGUAGCCUCAAAGCUCCCCAAGGGCAAGCUUAGGCUCCUUGCUCUCCUCCCAAUUCUCUUCCUCUUCGCCAUCCUCCCUCUCUUCCUCUCUCAUGUCUUCCCUAUAGGCUUAACAGCCUUGUUCUUGUCUUGGUUGGGCAACUUCAAGCUCCUCCUCUUUGCCUUUGGGAAAGGACCACUUUCAUCUCAUCAUCACCCAUCAUGUUCCCUAAUCCAUUUCAUCCUCGUAGCUUGUCUCCCUAUAAGAAUCAAGGAAAAUGGAGAAUACCCAUCAUCCAAAAGCACCCAAUCACCUCAACAAACAUGUCCAAAACAUCCUAGAUUGCCUCUAAAUUGGCCAACUAAAGCCUCGGUUUUUGCCAUGUUGGUCAGUGCACAUGAUUAUGGACACUUCGUGCACCCAAGGAUUGUUUUGCUUCUAUAUUGUUGCAUGGUGUACUUGUUGAUAGAUAUAAUUUUCGGUGUAUCCAACGGUCUAGUGCAUGCCACGUCUGGGCUAGAACUCGAGGCGCCGUCCGAUGAGCCUUACCUUUCAACAUCGUUGCAAGACUUUUGGGGUAGGAGAUGGAACCUCAUGGUAACAAAUCUGCUUCGCCACACCGUAUACAAACCCGUGAGGUCAUUUUUGGACAACAAGCUAGGUCCCAAGUGGGCUCCACUUCCGGCUGUGCUGGCGGCUUUCCUGGUUUCUGGCCUGAUGCAUGAGCUCCUGUUCUACUACGUGACACGCGUGAGUCCCACGUGGGAGAUGACAUGGUACUUUGUGCUGCAUGGGGCAUGUGUGGUUGCGGAGUUUGGAGUGAAAAGGGCGUUUUCCGACAAGCCUCGGCUGCAUUGGGCAGUGUCGGCGCCAUUGACGAUCGGGUUCGUGGUGGCUAGCGCCAUGUGGUUGUUUUUCCCACCGCUGUUGAGGACUGGUGCGGUGGAGAGAGCCAUUGGAGAGUGCAAGGUCUUAUUGGAUUUUUUGCUAAGUUUUUUAUUCAAAGUGAAAACGAUUAAUUAAUUGUAAUUAGACUGCU